UCUCCACGGUACCAACUAAUUUGACUUCACACAGUUGGCUACAGUGUUAUUUGACAGCUCUAGAGGUGAUAGGCUGUGGUGAUAGGUUACAAUUUUGUGGUUCACAAAACAGUGUCAAUAAAAUAAUAACUAAUUUUUUAUAAUAUGGACCCAACAUUGAGUAAAGAGACUUUGGAGAAAUUCCGUUCGAGUUUUUUCUCCGACGAGAAAAACAUUUUUGCUCAGAAUGUCUGCUCCCGAAUCGACCCUUUCGACGCCUGUCUUUCGCGCAAGGCCCUCGAAGAGACGCACCACGUCUAUGAGCACAAAGUGGAGGCCGAGGGCAAGCCGGUCAGCAACCAGAAAAACUCAGGCCGGUGCUGGAUUUUCGCCACUAUGAAUGUGAUCCGAUUGCCCUUCAUGAAACACCUAAACAUUGACGAUUUUGAGUUCUCCCAAGCCUACCUCUUCUUCUGGGACAAGAUCGAGCGGUGUAACUUUUUCCUCAAUAAUAUCGUCGAAACGGCCAAACGCAACGAGACGGUGGAGGGGCGACUGGUCUCGUUUCUACUAAAUGACCCGAUUUCGGACGGGGGCCAAUGGGACAUGAUUGUCAAUCUCAUCAACAAACACGGAUUGAUGCCCAAAAAGUGCUUCCCCGAGUCGUUCAGCUGCGAGACGAGCGCGAAAAUGAACCAAAUCCUCAAAACUAAAUUGCGUGAGUACGCGAAGGCCAUCCGCGACUUGAUCGCCAAGGGUGAAGGCGACCUAAAAGUACAAAACUUGAUAAGAGAGCAAAUGAAUACGAUUUAUCGUAUUGUGGGUAUUUGUCUCGGUGUGCCUAACGAGACGUUCACUUUCACUUAUUACGACAAGAACAAGACUUAUCACAGCAUUGGUCCAAUAACCCCAAAGGCUUUCUAUGAGGAGCACGUCAAACCUAUUUUUGAUGUCGAUAAUAAAGUGUGCAUAGUUACCGACCCGCGACCGUCAAACCAAUACGGUAAAGUAUACACGGUGGAUUGUUUAGGCAACGUUGUGGGUGGACGUCCCUGUAUAUACAACAAUCAACCCGUUGAACUUCUACUCGAAGCCACGGCCAAGUCGAUCAAAGAUGGCGAAGCUGUGUGGUUUGGUUGCGAGGUGAUGAAACGUUUCGCCGGAAAACAGGGGAUUUUAGAUUUGAAAAUUCAUAAUUUUCCGCUGGUGUUUGGGGUAGAUAUCCAGACCAUUUUGAGUAAAGCCGAUAGGUUGAUUUAUGGGGACAGUGCCAUGUCACAUGCGAUGGUUUUCACCGCUGUGAGCUUGAACGAAAAAGAUGAAGUGACGAAGUUGCGUGUGGAGAAUUCGUGGGGUGAGGAUCGUGGAGAAAAAGGAUACUUGAUUAUGAGUACUGAGUGGUUCAAGGAGUAUGUUUUUGAAGUGGUAGUGGAUAAGAAGUAUGUUCCUGAUGAUGUUCUUGAAGUUUUUAAACAGAAACCGAUUGUCUUGCCAGCUUGGGAUCCGAUGGGAACACUUGCCAAUACUUUAUGUUAAUUUGUAAUAUUUUUGCUUCAAUAUAAUUUUGUGGCAAUAUUUUAA
Tribolium madens (black flour beetle) is the source of this 1560-nucleotide messenger RNA. RefSeq names its product bleomycin hydrolase. The record is from RefSeq and is a predicted model, not a curated record. Bases 145 to 1515 code for a protein of 456 amino acids. Gene Ontology annotation, biological process: response to toxic substance; L-homocysteine catabolic process; proteolysis. Gene Ontology annotation, molecular function: cysteine-type aminopeptidase activity. The transcript is spliced from 6 exons. Gene Ontology annotation, cellular component: cytoplasm. NCBI's taxonomy places the organism in Eukaryota, Metazoa, Arthropoda, Insecta, Coleoptera, Tenebrionidae.